Molecule: messenger RNA, 3721 nt
Organism: Ictalurus furcatus (blue catfish)
Lineage: Eukaryota; Metazoa; Chordata; Actinopteri; Siluriformes; Ictaluridae
Product: E3 ubiquitin/ISG15 ligase TRIM25-like
Exons: 14
Coding region: 311-3367 (1018 amino acids)
Molecular function (GO): zinc ion binding; protein binding
Source: RefSeq, a predicted model, not a curated record
GUGUUUAACAAUGUCGUAUGUAACUUUAGAGACGGUCCCUUAAUUUCCGCAUAUCCACGAAUAUCGAACAUCCAACCAACUUUAUUCCAGUUCCCCUCCUUCUUUCUUUCUUAUUCAUUUCCCGCUUUCUUUUUUCACUCUUCUCUACUCCAUCUCCCCUUCCUUCCUUCCUUCCUGUCAGUCUUUCCAUGGCAACAGACUCCUCCCUCCCCUUUGCAGGCCACGCCCAAAGGCACAUGACUCCGUUGGCACAAAAACAAAGCCCUCAGCUUGUCCCCUCGCUACUCAGAGACUUUGGUGUAUUUGUAUAAUGGCGCAGGCGGGUGUGAUUCUGGAACAUGACCAGUUUAACUGUUCGAUCUGUCUGGAUGUGCUGAAGGAUCCUGUCACGGUUCCGUGCGGUCACAGCUACUGUAAAGCCUGCAUUAAAGGCUACUGGGACCAGGACGAUUAUUUGGGGGUGUAUGGCUGCCCUCAGUGCAGGCAGAGCUUCUCUCCCAGGCCUGUGCUGGGCAGGAACACGAUGUUAGCCGACGUGGUGGAUAAACUGAAAAAGACCACGAUUAAUUCUGCUUCUUCUUCCCUGAAACCCGAGCCCACUCAAGCCGAGCUGGGGGACGUGCAGUGCGACGUGUGCACGGGGAACAGAAACCGAGCCGUUAGGUCGUGCCUGAUUUGUUUAGCGUCUUACUGCGAGGAUCACCUGAAGCCGCACUACGAAUCCGCCGCUUUCCAGAAGCACAAACUCACAGCACCGACCUCCAGCCUGCAGGAAAGCCUGUGUCCCCGCCAUGACAGGCUGCUGGAGGUUUUCUGCAGGACCGAGCAGCGCUGCAUCUGCUAUCUGUGUUUAACCGACGAGCACAAGGGACAUGACACGGUGCUGGCCUCCGCGGAGAUGACCGAGAGAAAGGACGCUCUGGCGGAAACACAAAGGAAAUCCCAGCAGAGGAUUGAAGAGCGAGAGAAGGAUUUGCAGGACCUGAGGCGAGCCAUUCAGUCUCUCACUCUCUCAGCGCAGGCGGCUCUGGAGGAGAGCGAGCGGAUCUUCACGGAGCUGGUUUGCUCGAUAGAGAGGCGGCGUAAAGAGUUGAAGGUGCUGAUCUGCGCUCAGGAGAGAGUGGCAACGAGCCAAGCUGAGGAGCUUCUCCAGCAGCUGGAGCAGGAGAUCGCCGAGCUGAAGAAACGAGACGCCGAGUUAAGCCAGCUCGCUCAAACCGAGAACCAAAUCACCUUCCUGCAGAACUACGGGUCAGUGUGUGUCCAACCCGUGUGUAUGGACCUUCCCAGCAUCACAGUGGACCCUGGAUUUGCCUGUGUGAUGAAUGCGGUGUCUGACUUCCAAGCUCUGCUCAACGACGUGUGCCAAGGUGGAUUUGUGAAUAUUUCAGAAAUAGCCAGUGAAGUUAAUAUUGUUCAGAAUACCAAGCCAAAGGCUGAUGCAGAGUCGAACACAGACCUUCAGACAAAUCCGGUCAUUCAAGGUUUUGUUGGCCAAAAUACUUUUAGUGUUGCAGUGCCAACGUUUAGUGGUUUCACAAUGUCAUCAGCAAUUGGCUGCAGAACGUCUCCUCGACUGAGACUUCAUCAGCGGAGAAGACGGCGCCUCGCUCUGCUUCUCCCUUAUCUGUCAUUAAAAAUGGCAGCCGCAGCUAGUAUCUCGGUGGACGAGGACCACUUCUGCUGUCCCAUUUGUUUGGAGGUGUUGAGGGAUCCAGUGACUAUUCCCUGUGGCCAUAGUUACUGCAUGGAGUGUAUUAAAGGCUACUGGAGGAAAACCGAACACAAGGCGGGUUACACCUGCCCUCAGUGCCGGAGAGGCUUCAACCCGAGACCUGCUCUGGCCAGGAACACUGUGCUGGCAGGUCUGGUGGAGAAGCUGAGGGAGAAGCUGAGGGACGCCGGGAUCCAGGAAGCUCCUCACGCUAAAAUGAUCGACGUGGAGUGUGAUGCGUGUCAAGGGAGAAAGCGCAGAGCUGUGAAGUCAUGUGUGAAGUGUUUGGCCUCCUAUUGCGAGGCUCACCUCAAACAGCACAAGACACACAAACUAACCGACGUAACCAGACAACUGCACAAGAGAGUGUGUAAUCGUCAUGGCCGACUGUUCGAGCUUUACUGUCGCACAGAUCAGCAGCUCGUCUGCCCUCUUUGCGUGACGGACGGACACAGCGGACACCACACGGUGCCAGUUGUCGAGGAGAGGACUGAAAAGCAGAGGCAGUUAGAAGAGGCUUUGAGAAGAUCAAAACAAAGGAGCAAGGAGAAAGAAAAGGAGCUUAGGAACAUCAUGAAAUACCUCAAGCGCUCAGCACAAGCCGUGGAGGAAGACAGUGAGAAAAUCUGCACCAGGCUGCUGCGCUCCGUCGAGAGGAAACACAGCGAGGUUAAGGAGCUGCUCAGAGCUGAAGAGAGAGCCGCACUUGCCAAAGCUGAGGGACUGCUCGAGCAUCUGGACCAACAAACUGAAGAUACCAGGAGGAAAGAAGCCGAGCUGGAGCUGCUCUCAAACACUGACGAUCACAUCCACUUCCUGUUGAAAUGCAAACCCCUUUUGGUUCCUGCUGAUCCUGAUGAGCUGCCUGGCGUUGACGUCCAUCCAUACUUCUCAUUGAUGGUCCUGAGAAGAGCCAUCACAGAGCUGAGUGAGCGAGUGAACGACGUGUGCGACAGGGAGUUAGCCAGGAUCUCAGAUUUAAUAAAAGAUGAGCAGAGUCUGUCAACUGAAAGCUCUUCCCCAGUUCCUGUAUGUCCUGAAAUCGUUUCUCCUGUGGACCAAGCACAAAGUGAGCCAAAGACCAGAGCCGACUUUUUACAGUUCUGCUGUGAAGUGACAUUGGACCCAAACACUGCCAACUCCUUCCUCUGCCUUUCAGAAGGGAACCGGAAGGUUACCACCUGCUACGAGUCCCAGUACUAUCCAGAACAUCCGGAGAGAUUCAGUGGCUGGGCUCAGGUGCUGGCCAGGGAGCCUGUCUCCACACGCUGUUACUGGGAGGUGGAGUGGAGUGGCAGUGGUGGGAUCGGUAUCGGAGUUUCUUACAAAGGGAGUAACAGGCAUGGCGGGAGCACUGACGGAAAACUAGGCUGCAAUUCCAAAUCGUGGGGUUUGAACCUUUCUGAUGGCCAUUGCAUAUUUCAGCACAAUAAAACCAAGCUGGAGAUCCCAUCUCCUAUUUCAGCCAGGAUAGGUGUGUAUGUGGACCACAAGCCAGGGAUUCUAGCUUUCUAUUGCAUCUCUCCGAGAAGGGACACGAUGACUUUAUUGCACAGGAUACAGACAAAGUUCUCCCAGCCUCUGUAUCCCGGAUUUUGGCUUGGCCUUGGUUCCACAGUCAAACUGUGCUCCAUCCUUAACUUCUCAGCUUAGAUAAAUGUGGAAUCCGCAGAACAUCUUAUGCAGCAAGUGGACUUGUGCUAUCUUUACUGUUUAAACCAAAUCUGUGUUCAGACUUACAUACAAGACUGGUCAGGACAGGUCACAUUCCUUAACUAACCCACAGGCUAGGAAACCAAGAAGUGAAUAAAAGUAUUAUUUGGAGGUAAUCAGUAAGCUUAGCUAGCUACCUGAUGUUAACAUGACAGCUGUUUAAACUUUGCACCCGUCAGCAUGUUCCCCACGUAGCCAUAGUCAAGGCCAUCGUAGAGCAAUUCCCAUCUGUGCAAAUUGAUGACAAAUAUUAGGUGCAAUAAAACUGACGACGAAAGUCGCAUUACUUUUUGA